AUGCUAACGAGACGUGCUGUAUCAUUAUUACUUUCGACAACAAAUUGUCGUUUUUUUCAAACAAGCAUUAUUGUUAAUGCAAGUCAACAACAAAAUUCUACAACAACUUAUGAUAAAUCUGUUUAUGAUUCAACACGAAAAAACUUGUAUAUUAACAGUGAAACACGAGUAAUAUGUCAAGGUUUUACUGGUAAACAAGGAACAUUUCAUUCUCAACAAGCUCUUGCCUAUGGAACAAAAUUAGUCGGUGGCGUUAGUCCGAAAAAGGGCUGGUGCUAA
Molecule: messenger RNA, 279 nt
Organism: Rotaria socialis
Lineage: Eukaryota; Metazoa; Rotifera; Eurotatoria; Philodinida; Philodinidae
Source: the annotation of a GenBank genome assembly